Messenger RNA from Adineta steineri, 1092 nucleotides. Lineage: Eukaryota; Metazoa; Rotifera; Eurotatoria; Adinetida; Adinetidae. The record is from the annotation of a GenBank genome assembly.
AUGGAUAACAAACCAACAUGCAAAUGGUCUGAAACUGGCCAUUUAAAUAAUCCACGACUUUAUCACGCGGCAAGUUUGCUAUUAGAUAGAAAUGUGUUAGUUACUGGUGGAGAAGGUUAUGACGUUUGUUCCACUGCAGAACUUUAUGAUCCAAUAUCAAGAAACUGGACAAAGUCUUACGACAUGAGAUAUUGUCGAUGGUUUCAUACAGCAACUACAUUAAAGAACGGGAAAGUUCUAAUUGCUGGAGGAGCUGCUGGAGAACCAGAACCUUUGGGUAAUGUUAAAUACGUUUUAAAUCAGGCUGAAAUGUAUGAGACAUCAACAGGAUAUUGGUUCCAUACCACUAGCAUGAAUAUCGAACGAUACUUUCAUACAGCAUCCAUAUUACAAAAUGGAAAUGUUUUAGUUGUAGGUGGAUCCGAUGAUGCACCCAACAGUGCUGAAGUAUAUGAACCAGAGAUGGAAACUUGGAUAAAUACUACAGAUAUGCAUUAUGGACGAAAAUGGCACACUGCAACUGUGUUAAAAAAUGGACAAGUAUUAGUUACGGGUGGACAUGAUCUUCCAUUUAAUACGAUAAACAGUGCAGAAAUAUAUGAUCCAUCAACAGACACAUGGAAAGUUGUUGGCAGUAUGAAUUACAAACGAUAUUUUCACACAGCAACAUUAUUAACAAAUGGUAAAGUGUUAGUCGCUGGAGGAUUAGAUAAUGAUGAUAAUAUGGUAAAUAGUACGGAAUUGUUUGAUCCAUCGACUGAAUCCUGGACAAUUACUGGUAAUAUGACUCAAGGACGAUACCUACAUACAGCAUCAUUGCUGAAAAGUGGAAAAGUAUUAGUUUCUGGUGGAAGCAGUUUUACUAGUGACUUUUCAACUGAUGCUGAACUCUAUGAUUUCUCAAUAGGUGUGUGGACAAAUACGAGUAGCAUGAAUUAUCAACGUGCAAGCCACACAGCAACGGUGCUAGCAGAUGGAAAUGUGUUAGUUAUUGGUGGUAAUUAUGACGAUCACAUGACAGCAAUCACACCCGAACUGUAUAAUUCGUCGAUGGAUAUUUACAUGUCUACGAAUAACAUGAACUUAAAAUAA